AUGUCAAGCGAAUUUAUUCACAUUCACGACAGACCGCACCAGAACUCUAAUCUUCCUAGUGUUACAAGCAAACUAUAUAAUAUAGAACGAAGAGAGUUGACGAAUGAGAGCAUUGAGCGGUUUCUCGAGUAUGAUUCCGAUGAGGAUGAGAUCGUUGGAGGCGCGGAGUCAGACAGCGAACCUGAUGAAAUCACUGACGACUUUCACCACGAUGAAUCUUCGUCAGAUUCAGAAGAUAAUCAGACUUUAGCCAGCUUACAAGCGAGGACGAGUAAUCUUCUAAAAGUGUUCGAAGUGCCCACAAGAUUAUAUGGUGCAAAUAGAUACAAGUGGAGUGGCGAAACUCCGCAAUUCUCGGGGCGUACUCCAAGACGAAAUAUAAUAUUGCACCCUCCCGGUAAUAAAGGACCUGCUAAACAAAUUUCUACAUGUUUAGAGGCUUGGUCUUUAUUUUUUGAUGAAGAUGUACUAGGACGUAUCGUGUCUUUUACUAAUGCUGAAAUCACAUUACAACGUCAAAAUUAUAACAGCGAUAGACAGAAUUACGAUUUAGACGAAGGUCCUGGUCUAACAUACCAUCUUGCACGCGGGAUACUUCAAUUUCUGAAAUAA
Messenger RNA from Parnassius apollo (apollo), 612 nucleotides. The record is from the annotation of a GenBank genome assembly. NCBI's taxonomy places the organism in Eukaryota, Metazoa, Arthropoda, Insecta, Lepidoptera, Papilionidae.